AUGGUAGAGAUAUUUAUGAAUGACUUCUCAAUUUUUGGGUCUUCAUUUGACGAGUAUUUGGAACACUUAAAUCCGAUAUUACAAAGAUGUAGGGAAACCAAUUUAAUAUUGAAUUGGGAGAAAUGUCACUUCAUGAUGCAGGAAGGAAUUGUACUUGGGCAUCAGGUCUCGACAAAAGGGAUUGAGGUGGACAAAGCAAAGAUUCAGGUUAUUGAGAAGUUACCACCGCCAACAUCAGUUAAAGGGGUUCACAACUUCUUAGGACAUGCUAAAUUCUACAGGAAAUUCAUUAAGGAUUUUUCAAAAAUCACCAAGCCUCUCUGCAACCUGUUAAUGAAAUACGUGCCCUUUGAAUUUAAUGAGGAAUGUUUGACAGCUUUUAACACUUUGGAAGAGAAACUCACGUCAGCAUUGGUGAUUGUAGCACCUGACUAUGAAUUGCCUUUUGAGUUAAUGUGUGAUGCCAGUGAUCAUACCGUAGUUGUAGUACUUGGACAGCGAAAGAACAAGAUCUUCCAUGUGGUCUAUUAUGCAAGUCGAACUUUGAAUGAUGCCCAGAUCAAAUACACAACCACUGAGAAUGAGCUCUUGGAGGUUGUCUAUGCCUUUGACAAAUUCAGAUCAUAUCUCGUGAGGUCUAAGGUCAUAGUCUACACAGACCACACAGCAUUGAAGUAUCUAAUGACAAAGAAGGAUGCUAAGCCGAGAUUAAUCCGUUGGGUAUUACUGCUAAGAAGCCCCAAGUAUGCAGACAUCGUCAACUAUUUGACUAAGUCAAUCCCACUACCAGAUUACUUGAGUCACCAGGAGAAGAAGUUCUUUGGCAAACUAGAAUAUUAUUUUUGGGAAAAUCCUAUUCUCUAUAGACAAGUGGUGGAUCAAAUUGUGAGAAGGUGUAUACCUGAAGGUGAAGUACCUAAGAUUCUUGAGCAUUUUCAUUCAUCUGCCUAUGCGGCUCACAUGGGAGCUUCAAAGACUGCCACAAAGAUCUUACAGUCAGGGUUUUAUUGGCCUACAGUGUUCAGAGAUGCCUUUGAAUUUGUUAAGAGAUAUGGCACACAGUGGGCAAUAAUCAGUGACGGGGACAAACACUUUUAUAAUCGCCAAUUCGAGCAUGUCUCCAUUAUGCCUAGUGUUUGGAAAAGCGUGCCACCUCCCAUUGGAGAUAGAACACCGGGCAUACUGGGCUACGCCAUUGAAAAGCGUUUAUUACAGCUCAAUGAGUUAGAUGAAUUCAGAAUGGAAGCAUACGAAAACUCAAAGUUUAUCAAAGAACACACCAAAAAGUGGCAUGAUCUACAUAUUCAGAGAUCAAGGUGGUUGGGUCCUUACGCUGUCACUAAAGUUCUGUCAUAUGGAGCUAUACAGUCAGUAAGUCAUCGAUCAUCAAUGCAUGAGGCUAAGCACUAUCCACAUGAGUCUCAAGGCAUUGAGCACGAGUUAAGAUUGGUAGAAUUUGUUGUUGGAAUGCCACCAAAAAGAACUUCUAAAGGAAAAGAUAAACAUCAUCUAAGAUGGCAUAUACUAAAGAGCUAUAUGGGGAUUUACGAAGAUUCCUGA
Messenger RNA from Olea europaea var. sylvestris, 1560 nucleotides. RefSeq lists its product as uncharacterized. The coding region runs from base 1 to 1560 and encodes 519 amino acids. The record is from RefSeq and is a predicted model, not a curated record. Lineage: Eukaryota; Viridiplantae; Streptophyta; Magnoliopsida; Lamiales; Oleaceae. The transcript is spliced from 7 exons.